Molecule: messenger RNA, 889 nt
Organism: Ahaetulla prasina
Lineage: Eukaryota; Metazoa; Chordata; Lepidosauria; Squamata; Colubridae
Gene: CLPS
Product: colipase
Exons: 3
Coding region: 231-602 (123 amino acids)
Biological process (GO): digestion; lipid catabolic process; positive regulation of catalytic activity
Cellular component (GO): extracellular region
Molecular function (GO): lipase binding; enzyme activator activity
Source: RefSeq, a predicted model, not a curated record
CAAGGUUUGUAGAUUGCAGCUCUUAUAUUUUGCUUGCUUUUUUACUAUUUAGUCUUAUGUUUUUUUCCAAAUCAAGUUUGCUAUCAAGAUCACAUGUUUCCAUGAGAUACAUUCAUUGGAAGGAAGGAAUCAUGUGACUUUGACAAAGGGUUUUAUUAACUGUCACUUCCAAGUAGGUCUGGACUCUCAUCCCAAGAGCCUUGAAUUAACUCAUUGGCUGCCCGGAAUCAAUGGAAAGAUUUUGGAUUUUGUUGCUGCUGACACUUGCCUUGGCUGAGUCUUCUAUUCAUCCAAGAGGACUAUUUGUUAACUUAGACAAUGGGGAGCUGUGUCUUAAUAGCUUUCAGUGCAAAAGCCGCUGCUGUCACCGAACCAACGGAUUAAGCCUUGCUCGCUGUGCAGACAAGGCAGCUGAAAACCAAGCAUGUUCCCUAAAAAAUCUAUACGGAGUUUACUACAAGUGCCCUUGUGAGAGCGGCUUAAUCUGUGAUGCUGAUCGGACCAUUGUGGGAAGUAUUGUCAAUUCUGACUUUGGCAUUUGCAAGGACCCAUCAAAUAAAAUCGGCAAUGAAAAAAAAGAAAGAAAGAGGCAGGGUGGCUAGAUUUACCAUGGAUCCUUUAAGUAGCCAUAUAGCCAUUAUUACUUUCAUUGCAAAACAAAUUCCAAUGCUUUUAGGUAUUGCUCCAAUAAGCAUGCCCUUUGUUUAUCUAGAUUUCAGUUAGAUUCAAACAUUUUUCUGAUCCACUCUACUGAAAAUGAGGCCUUGUCAUGCAUUUUUGGUUUGAUAUCAGCAAUCAGUAAUAUCUGACUCACCUUACUUAGAUUUGGAACCAAAUCCAGAAUGGAGUGACUAGUGAUUGGAAGACAAAUUAUUAGGUCAAAAGGCCA